Messenger RNA from Balaenoptera acutorostrata (minke whale), 4234 nucleotides. RefSeq names its product SEC31 homolog B, COPII coat complex component (gene SEC31B). Gene Ontology annotation, biological process: intracellular protein transport; COPII-coated vesicle cargo loading; endoplasmic reticulum organization. The record is from RefSeq and is a predicted model, not a curated record. Gene Ontology annotation, cellular component: COPII vesicle coat; endoplasmic reticulum exit site. Lineage: Eukaryota; Metazoa; Chordata; Mammalia; Artiodactyla; Balaenopteridae. The coding region runs from base 622 to 3786 and encodes 1054 amino acids. The transcript has 25 exons. Gene Ontology annotation, molecular function: structural molecule activity; protein binding.
CCCCACCUACAGGGUUGCGGAAGAAGGAAGAUACGUUCCUGACUUCUCAAGUUGGAGCAAGAUUUAUUUCCCAUAAAAAACCUUUUUAAUAGUAAGUGGUUAGCUAAAAAACAAUAUUCUAACAUGUUUCAAGUAUAUUAUAGGAUAAAUAGGUGUUUUGGGACUGGCCUAGGGCUGUGAUUGCCUCUAAUCUUAUAUCUCUUAUAAGAAUAUGUAUUUGGGACUUCCUUGGUGGCGCAGUGGUUAAGAAUCCGCCUGCCAAUGCGUGGGACACAGGUUUGAGCCCUGGUCCGGGAAGAUCCCACAUACCACGGAGCAACUAAGCCUGUGCGCCACAACUACUGAGACCGUGUGCCACAACUACGGAAGCCGAUGCACCUAGAGCCCAUGCUCUGCAACAAGAGAAGCCACCGUGAUGAGAAGCCCGCACACCGCGACGAAGAGUAGCCCCCGCUCGCCGCAACUAGAGAAAGCCCGUGCGCAGCAACAAAGACCCAGCGCAGCCAAAAAUAAUUAACUUUUUUUAAAAGGCUGCCCGCGGAGCCUGACUCAAAUUGAAUAGACCAGAACUUACUGGUCGCGGGAUCUGACCCACUGCGCAAUCACAGGACAGGACAGACCAUGAAGCUGAAGGAACUUGAGCGGCCAGCCGUACAAGUGUGGAGCCCAGCUAGCCAGUACCCUGUGUAUCUGGCCACAGGAACAUCUGCCCAGCAGCUAGAUGCCUCCUUUAGUACAGAUGGCACAUUGGAAAUCUUUGAGGUUGAUUUCAGGGACCCCUCUCUGGACUUGAAACGCAAGGGAGUCCUGUCUGCCUCCAGCAGGUUUCACAAGCUGAUCUGGGGGAGCUUUGGCAACGGGGUUCUGGAAGGCUCCGGGGUUAUUGCAGGCGGCGGGGACGAUGGCAUGCUUACUCUAUACAAUGUGACCCACAUCCUGUCUUCGGGAAAGGAGCCUGUGAUUACCCAGAUACAGAAGCACACGGGGGCUGUCAGAGCCCUUGACUUUAAUCCUUUCCAGGGCAACCUCCUGGCCUCAGGGGCCAAUGAUUCUGAAAUCUUCAUUUGGGAUUUGAAUAACCUGAGUGUGCCAAUGACCCCAGGAUCCAAGUCACAGCAGCCCCCAGAAGACAUCAAGGCACUCUCUUGGAACCGUCAAGUUCAACACAUUCUGUCUUCUGCUCACCCCAGCGGCAAGGCAGUCGUGUGGGAUCUCAGGAAGAAUGAACCUAUCAUCAAAGUCAGUGAUCACAGCAACAGGAUGCACUGCUCAGGCCUGGCCUGGCACCCAGACAUAGCCACCCAGUUGGUGCUAUGUUCAGAAGAUGAUCGUCUUCCAGUAAUUCAUCUGUGGGACUUGCGCUUUGCCUCCUCACCCCUGAAGGUGCUGGAGAGUCACAGCAGGGGGAUCCUGUCAGUGUCAUGGAGUCAGGCUGACGCUGAGCUACUGCUCAGUAGUGCCAAGGACAACCAGAUCUUGUGCUGGAACCUGGGGAGCAGUGAGGUGGUGUAUAAGCUACCCACACUGAGCAGCUGGUGCUUUGACGUGCAGUGGUGCCCUCGGGACCCUCCAGUGUUCUCUGCUGCCUCCUUCGACGGCUGGAUCAGUUUAUACUCUGUGAUGGGUAGGAGCUGGGAAGUCCAGCAGAUGAGACAGGCUGACAAGAUCUCUUCUUCCUUUAGCAAAGUCCAGCAUCUCCCACCGUUGCAGGUGCCAGAGCAAGUGGCCCAAGCAUCAUUGAUACCUCCCCUGAAAAAACCCCCCAAAUGGAUGAGAAAGCCAGCAGGUGUUUCAUUUGCUUUUGGGGGGAAGCUGGUUACCUUUGGCCUCCCCAGCACCCCUGCCCAUCAGGUGCCACAGCCUUGCCUCCGCCUAGUCUUCAUCAGUCAGGUCACCACAGAACCUGAAUUCCUCAUGCGGUCAGCUGAGCUGCAGGAGGGCCUGGGAUCAGGAAAUCUCCUGAAUUACUGUCAGAACAAGAUCCAGCAAGCAUCACCGCAAAGCGAAAAGAUGCUCUGGCAGUUCCUGAAGGUGACCUUAGAGAAGGACUCCAGAAUGAAAUUCCUAAAACUAUUAGGAUACAAUAAAGAUGAACUUCAGAAGAAGGUGGCCACAUGGUUGAAGAGUGAUUUGGGGCUGGGUGAGAGCCCUCAGCCCAAGGGAGUUGACCUCAACAGUAACAGACAACAGGCCUUUUGCAUCCAGACCUCCAAACAUACCACCAAGGAAGCCUCUGCCUGCUCAACCUUCUUUGAUGAGCUGGUCCCUCAGGACAUGACUCCGUGGGAGAUCCCCAUCACAGAAGACACAGACGGACUCCUGAGCCAGGCUCUCCUACUUGGAGAACUGGGCCCCGCUGUGGAGCUGUGUCUGAAGGAAGAGUGCUUUGCUGAUGCCAUCAUCCUGGCCCAGGCUGGGGGCGCAGAUCUGCUGAAGCAAACACAGGAGCACUACUUGGCCAAGAAGAAGACCAGAAUUGCCCCGCUGCUAGCCUGUGUUAUACAGAAGAAUUGGAAAGAUAUGGUGUGUGCCUGUAGCCUGAAGAACUGGAGAGAGGCUCUGGCCUUGCUACUGACAUACUCAGGGCCAGAGAAAUUCCCCGAGCUCUGUGACAUGCUGGGAACUCGCAUGGAGCAGGAGGGUGGCAGGGCACUAACCUCUGAAGCCAGACUCUGUUACGUGUGCUCAGGAAGUGUGGAGCGGCUGGUGGAGUGCUGGGAAAAAUGCCCCCGGGCUUCAUCCCCCAUGGCUCUACAGGACCUGAUGGAGAAGGUGAUGGUCCUUAACAAGAGCUUGAAGCUACUGCGGGGUCCUGAUGGGGUGAGCCCAGGCCCUGCCACAACCUACAGAAUCGCUCAGUAUGCCAACCUCCUGGCAGCCCAGGGCAGCCUGGUCACUGCCAUGAGCUACCUACCCAGUGACUGUACUCAGCCACCAAUUCAGCAGCUGAGAGAUCGGCUUUUUCAUGCCCAGGGUUCUGGUGUCUUGGGCCAGCAGUCUCCCCCUUUCCCCUUUCCCCGGGUUAUUGUGGGAGCUGCUCCCCACUCUCAAGAGACAUCAUCUCCCAGACUGGGAUUCCAGUCUUCUCACCAGGUUCCAGCUCCAUCUCCAAGGCCAAGGAUUUUUACACCUCCGUCAUCACUUGUGAUGCCCUUGACACCUUCCCGUCCUAGUCCUUAUCAGGGCUCCAGAAUGCAGAAUACAAGUGACUACAGGCCAUCUGGAUUCCAGGAAGCCCAGUCUUUGCCUGUGGUCCCUGGGGUAAGGCCUGCUUUAUCUCAGCCGCAGCUAUCAGGAGGGCAAAGGGUGCAAGCUCCUAACCCCGUGGGAUUCCCUGGAACAUGGCCUCUUCCUGGUCCACCCACGGCACCCCCAGACAUUAUGCAGGCUGGUUCUGCCUCCCUGCCUGAGACUCCUCGACGGCUCCCUCUGCUUCCUGUGAGAGCACCAGGCUUCAACCCUAUGAGCUCCCAGCCGCCAGCCCCUCCUGUCACCUUCUCUGCAGCACACCCUCCAGGAGGGCCAGGUGCUCCAUGCGCCGAUGCCUUCCCGACCACUGGCAUCUUGACUCCUCAACCAGGACCUCAAGAUUCCUUGGAAAAUGCUCCAGUGCCCAGGGGAAACCUCCAGAGGAAAGAGUUGCCAGAGACAUUUAUGCCCCCAGCACCAAUUACUGCUCCAGUUAUGUGCCUCACCCCUGAGCCACGAGGGGUCCUUUCCUCACAGCCUGCUGUCCCCAGUGUGAGUCAUGCUCCCCCUGGAGCCCCAGGAGAACUUAGCCUGUAGGUGACAGGAAUGAUGUGUUUCCCUCCUCUUGGAAACCUUCUUUUCUUGGGUAUAGAAAAGCAGGGAGCACGGUAGAUGGCUUCAUUCCUCAAGUUGGAGGCAGACUCUGGGCUGAAGGAGAUGGGGUGGGGGGCAGAUACCAAGUGUCCCUACUGCAGACAAGGGAGGAUGCCCCUCCUCAGCUCUGCUCUGCUCUAGUGGGAACAGUGUGACCCCCAAGUCACUGAGGCCUAGUCCUGAGGGGAGCCGUGAGCAGGACAGCUUGCCUCUCUCUCCUGUGUCCCUGCUCCCUCCUCAGCAACUGCAGCGGCCACCUGAGAAGAUGGACAGGAAGGAGCUGCCCCCUGAACAUCAGUCCUUGAAGAUCAGCCUUGAGGCGCUUCUGCAGCGCUGCUCCCUGUCUGCCACUGACGUAAAGACAAAACGGAAGCUGGAUGAAGCAGCCCAA